AUGGCACAGCAGCAGCAAGCCCUGCAGCCCUCCUCGCAGGUGCUGGCGGUGGCCACACUCUUCCCAGUCGGUGGCGUCCUCCUAGUCCUCUCGGGGCUCACCCUGACGGCCACCGUCAUCGCCCUAGCGGCUGCCACGCCGCUGCUGGUGAUCUUCAGCCCCGUGCUCGUUCCCGCGGCACUCGUGGUCGCCCUCGCCGUCGCCGGCUUCCUCGCUUCCGGCGCCUUCGGCCUCACCGCACUCUCCUCACUCUCGUACAUCUCCGUCUACCUGCGGGGGGAUGCCCCGGCACGCGCGCACGCCGCAGCGUGCCACCUCGGCCAGGGAAUCAAGGAGUGGGUUCAGCAGGCCACCUCCGGGGGCAUGAGACCCGAGCUGUAA
Molecule: messenger RNA, 381 nt
Organism: Spirodela intermedia
Lineage: Eukaryota; Viridiplantae; Streptophyta; Magnoliopsida; Alismatales; Araceae
Source: the annotation of a GenBank genome assembly